AUGCCAAAGAUCACCCUCGAGGAUAUCAAGAAAUUGAGGCAUAUUGGCUCACCACCGUGGGAGUAUGGUGACUACAUUAUCUGUCCAUACGGCCAUCUUUCUUACAUUAUUCCAAUCCUGAGUAUUUUUGGGACAAUUUUCUUUUGCUCCGCAGCUUUUGGCUGUUCUUUUUCUAUUGCAAGAUCUGCUUAUCACGAGAUCUAUAUUGGAUACUGGGUCCGCGAAAGCACUGGUUUUGCGAUUUCAAAUGGGGAGGAAGGGGAUGGCAACAUCUGCGUGACCUGGCAAAAUACUGGUAGUCUGUUUGACGGCCUUUGGAGAUUUGGCAAAGCGAUUGGAAUUCUUGGAGUUAUGACUUGCUUCUUGCCGAUGUUGUUCAAUCUACUUCUAUUGUAUCGACGUCUGGAUCAGCAAUGGUUUCCUCCGUUGAUUGUUAUUCAUUUCGGAAACGCCGUGAUGUGUUUACUACUGCUUGUCGGGCUUUCGUCUCGUGUUUGCAAGAAUGAACUUUGUGAAAUGGCCCGUGGAGGAGUAGUUGCUAUCAUUGGCUGCAUUUGGUGGAUUGCUGCCGGAAUUUGUCUACUAUGCUUGUUGAGAAGAGAAAGACAGCUGAUCAUCGAAGAGGAGGAGGAGAAAGAAGAAUUCCUGGCUCUACCUGCCCCAGAAGAAGGAAAGAAAGAGUAUCCUGCUCUGCCUGCACCAAAAAAGGGGAAGAAGAAAAAAGAGGAAUUACUUGCUCUACCAGCCGCGCAAGAGCUCGAAAGCGACAGCGACGAUGAGAAUGAGGUCUAUAACGAGGACCGCAAGCGAUUGCCUGCUUCGCAAAGGAAGGAUACCAAACUCAAGGAGUUACCGGCAUCAGAAAAUGAGGAAAACAAGACCAAGAAGAAGAAGAAGAAGAAGAAGAAAGCAACAGACGUUUAA
Cylindrotheca closterium is the source of this 924-nucleotide messenger RNA. Lineage: Eukaryota; Bacillariophyta; Bacillariophyceae; Bacillariales; Bacillariaceae. The record is from the annotation of a GenBank genome assembly.